AUGGCGGGCCUCCAGCACAACAAGAUGUCCUUGGACCCGGCCAUUGUCAAGCUGGGUCACAUGAACACGAACCGUUACAAGUACUUCCGAUGGACGCCGCGGACAGUCAAGAUCUCCUUGAUGUACGUCAUGGUGGUGCCGAGUAUUUUGGGAUACUUUGCUUACACGACAGAUGGCAAGUGGGACUUCAGGGCAAAGCGCAAGGGCGACGACAUUCGGGAAUUCUAG
Messenger RNA from Pyricularia pennisetigena, 228 nucleotides. RefSeq lists its product as uncharacterized. The transcript has 4 exons. Bases 1 to 228 code for a protein of 75 amino acids. NCBI's taxonomy places the organism in Eukaryota, Fungi, Ascomycota, Sordariomycetes, Magnaporthales, Pyriculariaceae. The record is from RefSeq and is a predicted model, not a curated record.